Messenger RNA from Fusarium coffeatum, 594 nucleotides. RefSeq lists its product as uncharacterized. The transcript has 2 exons. The coding region runs from base 1 to 594 and encodes 197 amino acids. Gene Ontology annotation, cellular component: precatalytic spliceosome; Prp19 complex; catalytic step 2 spliceosome. Gene Ontology annotation, biological process: mRNA processing. NCBI's taxonomy places the organism in Eukaryota, Fungi, Ascomycota, Sordariomycetes, Hypocreales, Nectriaceae. The record is from RefSeq and is a predicted model, not a curated record.
AUGCCCGUCGCUCCAGCUUACCACGAGUCGCUUCCUUACGUUGACCAAGAGCCAACCGCGGAAGCCCUCGCUGCUGCGCGCGCCCUCAUCACCGCCGAAGCAUCCUCUCAAGCGCCUCAACUCUCAUCCAGCCCAGAACCAUCCUUCUCUCCCGCGAUAACAUCCGAAAUCGAACGUGUUUCCAAGUCCGAACCACUCGCGCCCAUUGAUCUGAGCCGAUACGAGGCUCCAUCUCCCAGCGCUCCGCCUGCCACCGCCCUGCCCGCUGCCGCCGUCGCACAUAGCUACCUCUCCUCACGCCUCACAAACUUGGAGCUUCUUGAGAAGUGGGGAAAGAAUGCUUGGCUAUUGGGAAACCAUAGUCUCGAGGCGGAGCUUCAGGCACUUGAACGCGAAUUAGCAGUUACCAAACGCGAAGUUGACAUCGUGAAUCUGGAAAGGCAGAAGAGACAGACUGCCGUAGGUGCCGAGAUCAAGACAUUGGAUGAAACCUGGCGCGCAGGCGUUGGUCGCGUGCUCGAAACCGAAGUUGCCGUUGAGGAACUUAGGAGGAAAAUCCGAGAUGAGUUGUCAAAACGGGCUGCUCAGAGCUAG